Messenger RNA from Coniophora puteana RWD-64-598 SS2, 1560 nucleotides. RefSeq lists its product as uncharacterized. The transcript has a single exon. The coding region runs from base 78 to 1427 and encodes 449 amino acids. Lineage: Eukaryota; Fungi; Basidiomycota; Agaricomycetes; Boletales; Coniophoraceae. The record is from RefSeq and is a predicted model, not a curated record.
GCCCGCACUGUGGUCUAUGUAUACCGUGACAUGCCUGCACCGUUCCCUCGCCUCAACCCUACCCCCCGUUCGCCUCGAUGACUUCUUUCAACCUCGACGAAGGUUACUCAGACGCAGCCUCCACCUCUGCAUACACAAUGUCCCCACCACUUGACGCUGAACCCUCGCAGCUCCGAUUAGCAUACGACUUCCUGCAAAAGGAACACGUCAGCCUACUACGGGACAAGGAAAGGGCGGAUGCGGACAAAAGGGCACUACAAGCUGAAGUAGAGCGACUACGGGACGAUGUGCGAACGCAGGGAGAAGAACUUCAUAGGGUCGGAGCGGAGGCGGCGAGCACACGUCGGGUGUUGGUGCGGAAGGCAGAUGGGUACGCGGCGCUGCUGAAGGAGGAGGUCAGAGAGAUGGAGAGGCUCAAGAUAGAGAAUGAUAUGCUGGUGGCAGAGCGUCAAGCGUUGGAGGACGCUCUGCAGGCAUCCAACCAGGAGAUCGCUUCCCUGAAGGCGGACGCAGAGCGGAGGGUAGCACGUGGUCACUGGGAAUGGCGCUCGCGCAUGCUGCAGCGAUGCAACGAGCUCGUUCCCCUCGUCGAGAGCCGCUUGGCUGAACUGAAAUCCACUCAAGCAUCUUUGUCGAACCUAGAUAGCAUUGAUGCGGACCAGGCUGCUGAAGACGCGGAAGAGCGUGAUCACGGGUUUUUACUUCAGCUUCUAACCCCACAUCCGUCAACGAAAACGCAACGCAACGCACCUACUCAUCCUGCAUCUUCUCUUGCACCCCCUUUUUCCGACGACCAAACCCGACCUAGCGCCUAUUCUACUCCCCAGCCCGGCAUCCUCCGGGGCGACAUCCUGACUUUGGGCCUUCCUACGCCUAAGCCGACGCCUGACGACACGCCAGUCUCACUUACCUCGCACUCUGGGGCACACACUCAACCAUCAACCCCUUCCGCAAUCUCUGAGCCUCGCAGCUCGCCUGAACCACACUCUCCCCAUAGCGAUCCACCAAGCCCCAUCGAUCUUUUUAGUACUCCUUCGCCAGACCUCUCAGAGGACCAACCAGAUGUAGUUGAGGUGUGCGCAGUCCUAAUCUCGUGGUCUCGCGUCCGGAGGGCGCUUGACUGCUUUGUGGCCAUGAGUCAAAGUAACAAGGUGCGCUUCCUCGAGCAGCGUAUCCUGUCGCGAAAAGAGGAGGGUUCGAGCAAGGAUGCGCCGAUGGCUAAGUUCCUGUCGUCCGCGGUGAGCUCAGAUAAGUACGGCAUGGCGCGACUCGAGGAGGACUUGCGGUUGGUCGCAGAGGACAUCUCGGACGCGAAGAGUUUCACGGAGUUCUUGAGUCGGACACCAUUACCUUUGGCUACUAAGGAGAGGCUGAUUCAUAUCGCGGAGGCAGUUAGUGCACAAGGUAGCAGCAUGGCGCCGAACUGACCUUUGCUGACUGACCUACGCUAUACCCUUGUUACACUGAAUCUUGUAUAUUUGACUAGUUUUUCGUUGUUAUUUGCUGUAUGAAGAGUAGGGAGCAUUCCGUAUUUGUACUGCGCAAGUUUGCCUAAGCUUG